Messenger RNA from Macadamia integrifolia, 2065 nucleotides. Its product is annotated as 6-phosphogluconate dehydrogenase, decarboxylating 3, chloroplastic. The coding region runs from base 316 to 1803 and encodes 495 amino acids. The transcript has a single exon. The record is from RefSeq and is a predicted model, not a curated record. Gene Ontology annotation, cellular component: cytosol. Gene Ontology annotation, molecular function: NADP binding; phosphogluconate 2-dehydrogenase activity; phosphogluconate dehydrogenase (decarboxylating) activity. Lineage: Eukaryota; Viridiplantae; Streptophyta; Magnoliopsida; Proteales; Proteaceae. Gene Ontology annotation, biological process: pentose-phosphate shunt; pentose-phosphate shunt, oxidative branch.
UGACGGCCGCAUAGAGAGAAGAGACAGUCUCACACGCAAGUAAAGUUGAGAAAUAGAAGAGAGAAAAUUUUAUAAAAAAAAAAGAGAGAAGCCGGCGGGGUUUGGCGUGAGGAGUGACGACUGAGGAGAGUGGAAUCCUCGAUUAGUCCGUCUUACUUCCUUCUCUCAUUAAAGAUUAUAUUCCCAAAAAAAUCCAAAAUUUCCUCACUGCUCUCUUUACUUCUUCUGCUUUGCUUCCAUUCCAUUUGGAUCUACAACUCCACUUCUCCACCAAACUUCCAAACCCUAGUUUUCGAACCCUAAGCUGCCGCAGCCAUGGAAGCCUCGACGGCUCUGUCACGCAUCGGACUCGCGGGACUAGCGGUGAUGGGUCAGAAUCUCGCCCUCAACAUAGCCGAGAAAGGAUUCCCUAUCUCGGUCUACAACAGAAGCACCUCCAAGGUCGACGAAACCCUUGUACGAGCCAAGGAAGAAGGCAACCUACCCCUCACCGGUCACUACUCCCCUCGCGAUUUCGUUCUCUCCCUUCAACGCCCCAGAUCCGUCAUCAUACUUGUCAAGGCCGGAGCCCCCGUUGACCAGACCAUCGCCAACCUUUCCCAAUUCAUGGAAUCCGGCGACUCCAUCAUCGACGGCGGUAACGAAUGGUAUGAGAACACCGAGCGCCGGAUGCUCGAGGUCGCAGACCGUGGUAUCCUCUACCUCGGAAUGGGUGUCUCUGGAGGCGAAGAGGGCGCUCGCAAUGGCCCUUCUCUCAUGCCUGGUGGGUCUUACCCUGCCUACCUCAACAUUAAGGACAUCGUUGAAAAGGUUGCCGCCCAGGUUGAGGAUGGCCCUUGCGUCACCUACAUCGGUGAAGGUGGUUCCGGAAAUUUCGUCAAGAUGGUCCACAACGGCAUCGAAUACGGGGAUAUGCAGUUGAUUUCGGAAGCUUACGAUGUCUUGAAGGUCGCCGGCGGCUUAUCCAAUUCCGAAUUGGCCAACAUCUUCGCCGAAUGGAACAGAGGUGAGCUCGAAAGCUUCUUGAUUGAGAUCACUGCUGAUAUUUUCAGGGUUAAGGAUGAACAUGGUGAGGGUGAGUUAGUGGACAAGAUCUUGGAUAAGACAGGUAUGAAGGGUACUGGAAAGUGGACAGUCCAACAGGCGGCGGAGUUGUCGGUUGCGGCGCCCACUAUCGCUGCUUCCUUGGAUUGCAGGUAUCUGAGUGGGUUGAAAGAGGAGAGAGAAGCAGCAGCCAAGGUCCUCGAAGAUGCGGGCAUGACGGACGAUGUGUGGAAGGUGAGGGGCGGAAUUGAUAAGAAGAGAUUAAUUGAUGAUGUGAGGCAGGCGUUGUACGCUUCCAAGAUAUGCAGUUACGCCCAGGGAAUGAACUUGCUGCGAGCUAAGAGCAUCGAAAAGGGUUGGAAUCUGAACUUCGGGGAAUUGGCUAGGAUCUGGAAAGGAGGUUGCAUUAUAAGGGCUGUGUUCUUGGAUCGAAUCAAGAAGGCGUACCGGAGGAAUCCUGAAUUGGCAAGCUUGGUGGUUGAUCCAGAAUUUGCCAAGGAGAUGGUACAGAGACAAGAAGCGUGGAGAAGGGUUGUAGGAUUAGCAAUUCAAGCAGGGAUUAGCACUCCAGGAAUGUGUGCCAGUCUAGCUUACUUUGACACUUACAGGCGUGCAAGACUUCCUGCGAACCUUGUCCAGGCGCAGAGAGACUUGUUUGGAGCUCAUACCUAUGAGAGGAUUGAUCGUCCUGGAUCAUACCAUACCGAGUGGACAAAGCUUGCUAGGCAGAAGAAGGGUGGUAUCGGUGCAUUUAACUGAUGGGUUUCAUUUAUAGAUUUUGUUUUUGAGUUCUCAGAUUGAAAAUCGAGCUUUGCAAUUUCACUCUUAGCCAUCCAUGGAUGAUAUUCUGUUGAGGCUUGUUUAUGGCCUUUGCAGAUUUCUGCGUUGAUAAGAAAUAAUUGGUGUAUCUGCUCAUUAAUUGAGCUCUUACAAGCUGAGAUUAUGUUUUCGAUUGGCUUCUCUUUUCGUUGAAAUGGAGGAGAUACAUAAAUUUCAUUUCAGAGUUUUUAGUUUUCUUUCA